Molecule: messenger RNA, 4136 nt
Organism: Caenorhabditis auriculariae
Lineage: Eukaryota; Metazoa; Nematoda; Chromadorea; Rhabditida; Rhabditidae
Source: the annotation of a GenBank genome assembly
AUGAGCGAAGAAGUACUACAGCUUCGAGCGGUAUUUUCAAAACUUUUGGGUCAGGCAAAAGUGAUUUUUUGAAGGAUCUCGAGCGACAUAAAAAAAACAUCGCUCUAAAAGAUGAGAUGCUGGAAGACCUAGAACUCGAACUGAACCAACUAAAACUCUCACUUCGCGGAAAUAUUUCGGCGGUCGAACAUGAGACCGAAAUCAAGAAAUUGAAGGAAACUAUCAACAAUCUUCAUUCCGAUGUACGCUGGGCUCAAAAUUAUUUUUUCUACCCAAUUCGCUUUUCAGUGCCACACCAAAGACGAUCAAAUUGCGAGAUUGAGCAAAGAUUUGACGUUUGCACAAGGAGAACUCCAGAACGUUUAUGAUUCAGCUGUUGGUUUUUUUUUCAAUUUAACAGGAACUUUCUUCAUAGACGUAACAAUUCUCAAGUUUAUUUCAGCCAAAAUCCAUCACUGACCGAACUCUUGACGACAGCAACGAGUCAAACUCAGACAAACUUGAAAUAGAGCUGGUGAGAUUUACAUAGGGAGUAGGAUGUUGAUUCGUGAUAUUUUGAAUGGAAAAAUUAAUCUGCCAAAAAAGUAUUCUUUCUCAGAGUUUUCAACUAACUUGGGAUUUUUUAAAGAAAAGCGUUAGUGAGCAGUUGGCGAAAAUGCACGAGGAUUGCGAGUCGGCGAAACACGAAGCAGUUCUUUUUCAAAAUGAAGUGAGGCAUCUCCGUGAAGCUGACGAACACAACCAACACAUAGUUGCGGAGCUUCGUUCCACUCUUCGGGUUAGGUCUUAAAGUCGGAGUAACUAACUAAUUACGAGCUAUUUUCUCUCUGAAAACUCGUAAUUUCAUCCGUUCAUUUUUUCUCAUUUUUUUUUCUAGAAAACUCAAGAAGAAGUUACGCGAUUAGAGGGUGAAUUGUUCGAAACGCGGCACAACGAUUCACACAAAAAGCAGGGAAAUUCAAUUUUCAGCGAGGUUGAUCUCAGUUUCGCAAAUAUUCUGACCUCUUUUAGGCUAUCGAAGCAGAAAGAAGACUGGAAGACGACCUGAAGCGUCUUUUCAAAGAGAAUCGCGCUCUAAAGCAAAAGGUUGGGUUCCUUCGUUUGAAAGGUUUUUUUGAAGGUGGUCCUUUUUUAGAUUUUCCAACUGAAAAGCGACUUGGAGGACGCUGAAAUCAGAGCUCUCGACGCUGGAAAUGUUGGAAAUAAACAAAAAAAUAAACAAAAAAAUAAAUUUAAUUUUUUUAGGGCAAUAUUUAUCGAAAGGAGCGAUCAAAUGAAGACUGGCUGGAAAUCGAAGAAUUGCGCUCAAAAGUGAGUUUUUUUGGGCGAAUAUACGAAAAAAACGAGUAAUUAGCGGAAAAUCGACUGUAAAGAAACAUUUUAUUUUUUUAUUUGGAAAAAUAUAAACUUGAAAAAUAAUUGAACUUUUUUUAUAGCCUAUUCCGCGCCAGCUUGUCACGUUUUUUUCUUUACGCCAAAAAGACCGUAUACCAAAUUAGAUAAAAAUUUCUGCUUUUAUAACUGCAAGAAAAAAAGGUCUUGAAACGAAGUUGGUCAAAUUUUACCUGGCCUUUUGGCGGAAAGAAAAAAAGCGACAAGCUGGCGCCGAAUGGCCUAUACUUCAUUUUAGAUCAGUUUCGAAAUUUCCAUAGUCUUUAUUUUCUUUUCUCAAAUUUUCGAUAACGUUGAUCUGGAACAGACAUAUUGAAUGGAAAUCUAUAGGUUCAAAGUCUCGAGAGGGAGAAGAUGUCGUAUUGGAUACAGUUUAGCGCACUGGCGAGAAAAUGCGACUUGAAAAAGAUGCCGGGCCUCGUCGCUAGCCAGAUUUCUACGAUCGAGUUCGUUUCGAAUGAUUUGAACCGAUUUUAUAAGAUCAGAAAUGAGCGUUUUGUAGUUAGUUUAAGCCACUUUAAAAAAUCACAAAAACAGAUUGACCCAAAAAGUUUCCUUGACUCGCCCCUAUGACCUUUAACCACGGAUAUAGCGGAAAUAUAAUGUCCUUCUUGCUUUCGAAUAAAAUACAACUUGAUAAAUUCAACGCUUAUUUCUAACCGGCCAACCUAAUAUUUAACUUAACGUCAUUUUAAUGAAAAAGAGUUUGAACCAAAUUUAUAGCGUGAAAAUGAAAUCUUUGGCUACAUCAUAUGACGGAACAAUGGAAAAAUAUAAUCAGAUGGCGAAAAUGGACCGCUUUAUGAAGGUUUUUUGAACUUGAUUAGUUUUUUCAAAUUGAAAGUGAGUCUGUUGCAGAUAAAUGUUCAAAAAUUGGAGAAACAACUUCUUUCUGUCGAAAGCGAACGAAAACGUUUGGAGUCCCACAACGCUUUGUUGCAGAAACGGCUAUUGGACGGUAGUUUCUUUUCAAAUUUCAAAAGUCUCAACCUCUGUUCACAUUAGAGCGGCGUAAAGCGUUACAAUUUCUGGAAAAUGGCGGCGAACCGGCGAAGGCAGAAAAAACUCGAGAAGUUGUCGAGUAUUUGGACAUGAAGCCGAAGUCUGAGCCAGAACCUCAGAUCAACAAGGAGGAAGAAAGCAGAGUGAGUGCUGAUGAAUAUAUCGUCAUCGACGUCACGAGGAAUUCUGACACUGGAAAAUUGUUUUGGAUGUCGGAGCAGUUACAAAAGGGAGCAACUUUUUGAUUGUUAUUCGCAAGCACGCGGAAAUAAAUUUUCAAAUAUCAAAUUGAGCCCGUUUGUUACCUAUCUCCAGACGAUGCCGCACCUAGCGAAGCCGGCGAUCUUCAUGCGAGGUCUGCAGACGCCUGGAAACCGUCUAGCCAACACUACACUCAACAAUUCGUCUUUCUUGAUGUCGCGCGAGAAAAAUGAUAGCGUGGUCGGUUUCCCAACUUUGCCAUCUAAUAAACUUGCAGAGAUCGUUCCUCUUUCUGAUCUUGAUUAUUUUAAAUUUGAUUCCUUUUGUAUAUUUGGUUUUUUUUGGGUUUUAUCUCAUAGUCUAGGUUGUAAUUCCGGUUAGAUCUGAUCUGAAAAUUAUUUGAAUCGGAGUGUGGCGCUCAGAAAAAGACUUACAUGGGAAGCCCGAAAUACCUAAGUCUUUCGGAUAAUCCACGAGAGCUCCAAAAGAAUGUAGGAAAAAAGUUCAAAACAUCAUCAGACAGUCGAAAAAUGGCUUCAUGUAUAUUUUUAUGCUGGGGUUGACUUUUCCUCUCUCUCUGUACAAGAAGCUAAAAGGCGAGGUGCAAGUUUUUCUCAUCAGCGCUUUGAAGAAAGAGAUGAUGGAUCCGAAACAUAGUCUCUCUCUCGCGAUAUGUUCUUGUGUGUAACUUCACACUCUUCUUAUUGCUGAUGAAAAAAAAAUCGUCUCUGAGUUUGAAUAAUCGAAAUCAAAGUUCAAUUUUAUCUUUAUGGUUUUUUCUCAAGGUGUGAAUACCGAAUUGCAAAUUUUUUGCUGUGCUCUAAAUUGAGAUUUUCAGUGCGAAUCGUCGGAGCAAAAGUUGUGUGGCGCCGAAAAACGACGUCUUCAACGACAGGCCGAAUCGGCCAAAAUGAAGGAAGCUCGUCGCUGCGUCUACAAGGUCAAGGAUCUGCGCACCUCCGGUUCGUUCUCUCUCUUCUUCAAUAAGCCUCUCCAGCCUGUCGAAUUUCGAAAAUAUCAAUAGAAUUUCUCGAUGUUCAUUUGGAACGUGAAUAAAAAUAAAAAUAAAAAAAUAAACCCCCUCUCCAAAAAUUUAGUCAUAUUUGUUACUCGUAUGGCUAAUUAUACAUAUUUCGUUUGUUGUGACAAAAUUGUUAUUUCGAAAAUGGUAAUCUUUCGCGGAAUCACUUCGAACACGACAUAAAAUGAUAUUUCAGCUGCUCCCUCAGUGAGUGCAGAGCCGCCAACAACGACGGUGAUAAACGCGGCAGGAUUUCGGCAAAAUGUCGCGUUGGCCGCCAAAGUCGCAGCCCUCAACGUCCAGAGCGACACCAUCGCGCCGACGGAGAUCCACGCGACUCCUGUCGCGCCCUCGAAGACGCUCCGCCGUUCGCUUCGGACUGAGGUUCGUCUAUAUCCAAGACAAAAACGAUCUGGAUGAAAACGCUCAGGGUGACGUCACAUCGCAAGAAGUUGCAUCCCUGCCGCCCUAUUCGAUGCGGGAUUUAACUAAUGAAAAAGAGAACUCAACGGAUUUCUAA